Molecule: messenger RNA, 1008 nt
Organism: Talaromyces atroroseus
Lineage: Eukaryota; Fungi; Ascomycota; Eurotiomycetes; Eurotiales; Trichocomaceae
Exons: 2
Coding region: 1-1008 (335 amino acids)
Source: RefSeq, a predicted model, not a curated record
AUGGCCUCAACAGCAAAAAAGUCAAGAAUAACGAAGCAUAAAAAACAGACCCGGCCUCUUGACUCAGUUGAGGAAGAACCCUCUAGAGUAAAAGAUCCUGGGGGUUACAGAUUUGGUAUUGAGCUUGAAUUUCUAAUGAGCGCCAAAGGUUCCGAUAACCAGCUUCAGACUGGUGAAUCUCUUCGGCAGCAUCUUGUGCAAAAAUGGAAUCAGAAAAUGAAAAAUGAAUUGGGAUUCAUUCCAAUGGAGUCUGGCUAUUCAACUCCAGGAUACGCAAAAUGGAGGUUGGUUAGUGAGUUUCCAUUAGAAAACUACAGCCAAGGCAAAUGGCCUCUGGAAAUCGUCUCGCCGAUUUUUUAUUACAGAGAUAUCGACAAUUGGCAGAAGUGCAUCUUCUUGGUGGUUGGAUUCUUUGUGAACCACGCAGAACUGGAAAUGAGUAAGGAAUGUGCAUUUCACAUCCACGUCUCUCCAGCUGAGGGCGAAUGGGACCUUGUUUGGCUCAAACGAAUUUCCAUGGCAAUUUGUGUUCUUGAAGAACGCUUGAAUGGUGUUCAUUCGAUUGACAAGCGGGUGCAAGAAAAGUUCUGCAGGAGCAACUUUCAAUCAAAUCCACUACUUCAAGAGCGGAGCCGUGAAAAGCUUGCUUCAUCCAUCUAUGAUUGCAAAACAGUCGAAGAACUAGUUGAUAUUAUCAACGCCAACCCCGGCGAGGACGGCCAGCGAAGCUACGCUUGGAAUUUCACGGGAAUAUCGACAGAUGAAAAACAUACACGCCGUCAAAAUAAUACGCUAGAGUAUCGAAUUCCCCGAGCCACGACUGAGAUGACUACCAUUAUUAAAUGGAUUGUAUUUGCCGUGACAUUUGUUCACGCUUCGGUUACCGGAGUAGAAUCUACAUACCAAGAUGCUGAGAACGAUCCAGAUGGGGUCGACGGUUUUUUGAUGGAAAAUCGCCCUCCUGGUGGUACUGACUCACUUUGCUGGGAAUGUUACAAGGCAGUUUGA